GAGAAACUAAAGUCCACAACAAACAGAGAAGUCUUUGAUAGCAAGACCGAUCAGACCGGUGAAAAAACUAUGAGCGGGUCUCCAGUUUUAUUAAACAAACAUGAGGUCGAGCGUUUGCUCUCUUAUGAUGAUCUGAUUCCCAGACUGGAGUCUGUGAUGGCUAAGUUUUCUAAACGGGACAGUUCCGAAAUAAUCCAGCCUGUGAGAUCUGUGGUCCCUAUACAACAACACAGUGGGUUUUUGGGCGUUAUGCCUGCAUAUUUGGCCGCUGAAGGUAUUUUAUGCACUAAGAUGGUGACUUUCUACCAGCGUGCAGAGGGCUCUAGUUUACCAUCGACUCAAGCAACUGUGUUACUCUUUCAUCCCGAGCAUGGAAAUGUGACAGCGAUCAUGGAUGGGGAGGCCAUCACAGCCAAACGAACUGCAGCAGUAUCAGCCAUAUCAGCUAAACUGUUCAAGCCAGCUCUUUCAGAAGUGUUGUGCAUCCUUGGUUCAGGGCAGCAGGCUAGAAGCCACUAUGAUGUCUUUACAAAGCUCUUCAAGUUCAAAGAGGUCCGUGUGUGGAGCAGAAGGAAGGAAACGGCUCAGCGGUUUGUUAAUAAUCUCCAAGAUCCUGUAACAGUUUGUUCUUCAGUGCAGGAGGCUGUGAUAGGAGCUGAUGUAAUCGUGACUGCCACAGGUGCAAGUCAGCCCAUACUCUUUGCCGAGUGGGUCAAACCAGGUGCACACAUAGCAGCGGUUGGCGCUUGUCGGCCAGACUGGAGGGAACUGGAUGAUGUCUUGAUGAGAGAGGCUGUGGUGUAUGUGGACAGCAGAGAGGGGGCGACCGCAGAGUCAGGAGACAUCAUUCUGUCUGGAGCUGAAGUAUUCGCAGAGCUCGGAGAAGUUCUAAAUGGAUGCUUUCCUGCUCAGCGUGAGAAGACUACGGUAUUCAAGUCACUGGGAAUGGGGAUACAAGAUGCCGUCUCAGCCAAACUUGUGCUGGAGAAGUGGAACAGUGAACAUUGAAGACCCAAGCACAGCUUCCUCUGCUGAUUUCACAGUUGAUCAGUCAUUUCAUUUUGAACCGAGGCAAAAAUUGGAAGCACACAGUUGCCUAGAAUAUAAUUAUGCGUGUAAACAUUAUGGAAAUUACUCAAGUAGUCAAACCUGUUUAUUAGAAGGGGGUGUCCCAACACUUCCGUGCAUGAAGUGUACAUGGAAAACCAAGAACAAAGACAAAUGUUUGGUUUCUUUUUACAGACAUAAAGGUUAAUGCACUGUAGCUUUAGUGGAGACAAUAAAAGCAUGAAUAAAGCAUUUUAAAUGUUUUAAAA
Molecule: messenger RNA, 1316 nt
Organism: Carassius auratus (goldfish)
Lineage: Eukaryota; Metazoa; Chordata; Actinopteri; Cypriniformes; Cyprinidae
Product: crystallin, mu
Exons: 8
Coding region: 70-1008 (312 amino acids)
Biological process (GO): thyroid hormone metabolic process
Cellular component (GO): cytoplasm
Molecular function (GO): thyroid hormone binding
Source: RefSeq, a predicted model, not a curated record